CAUACACAUAAUAUUUGGAAUGUCUUUUCCCCUUGUGUAUUCUAUCUUGUUUACAAAAUAUAUAUCUACAUGUGUUUGUUUAUUUUGAACUUGAUGUAGGGAGAUGACUUUAAAAAAGGAUGUGCAUACUGCCCAAUCUCAUUUCUUAAUUUGUGAAUAAAAUACUGUUUAAAUCAAAUAAAGGAAAUACAUCACAUUAUUUCAUAAAGGGGGAUAUUUCUUCUUACUGCACUACAAUUUACUUGAUUGUGUGGGGGAAUUUAGCCGUGACAUCUAGCCAAUGCAUUGACAAUAGGAUAAAUCCACGUUAGUCGUGUGAAUCCACAGACAUGCAAACCAAUAUAAUGUUCUAUUUUCCUUCAGUAGUAUUUUUAUAUUUGUUUUAAGAAUAUGAUAGACACAAAGAAGAUGAUUUAACAUGCACAAGGUCGAAUUUAACUCAAUUAGAAUGCCUUGUGAGCCCGUAGAUACAAAUCUACCGUGUAAGAUCAACUAACUCUUAAUAAACAAUUGUAGAGCGCAUUCAAAGGGGCGCCUCGACACACGAGAUGUUUAACAAAGUUAAUGGCUUUUAAAUACCUCGAAGGAUUCAUCUAGAAUAUAUUUCGUAUAUUCACAGUCACUAGCAUGGAUUUUAGAAGGUGUAAAUAAUGAAAAGCACUGUUCAUUAUAUUCCAGAAAAUAGACUUGAUGAUGACGAUGAUGAUGAUGAUGGUGAUGAUGAUGUUCAGCAAUAUAUAGUGCUUUUUAUAGAUAGUGUCCGUCAAAGACAAUGAAGACUCCUAAGAGAUUCCGAGUACGACGUCGCGUUUUGAAUUACAUACUCUGGGUCAUCUUCAUGUGUAUUUUGUUUGUCAAUUUACAAGUAAACGUCUUGUCGGGCCUGUCGACAACUCUGAGAAGAUUUGUAAAGGUUUUGGAGCGAUGCCCAUCCUUUCCUGACACAUUUGAAGAAAAUCGUCAAGUAGUUGGAAGUUAUUCAUUCAAUAUUUCCGAAACGUUCAGACAAAAACUGAAUCUUGAUGAAAAGGGGAUUAUGUCAAAUUUAAAUAACACACCGGAUACACAAAUCGUGUUUACUUCGGCUACAAGCUCCGUCAAUUUCCGAGAAAUUCAAGGUCUUAUCCAUAACUUUGAUCAAAAGGUUACUCCAAUGUUCUCCGAUUUAGAAUUUAUAAUAUUUGACAUAGGCUUGAAGAAAUCGGAAGCUCGGCUAAUAAAGAAACACUGCAACUGUCGGUUACAAAAAUUCCCAUUCAAAGAUUACCCGGAACACCUCAGGACUAUUCAAACAAAUGCAUGGAAGCCAUUGCUCAUCCAGUUAUUACUUAAGGAAUAUCACAUUGUUAUAUGGGUGGAUGCUUCUAUCCGUUUUCACGGAACACCUCUGGACAGGUUGAUUCAUAGAACGGUGGAACACGGAAUACAGGUUACAGAGGGUGGCGGAUCUAUUGCUGUACGAACACAUUCCGUAACCUUCAAAGCACUCGGGGAAACUCCUUGUAUGUUUGACAGACCCGAAUUACAAAGUGGUUUGAUUUCAAUGUACAGAAAUCCUUAUACUUUGAGAAACAUAAUGCUCCCAUGGGUUUCCUGUGCUUUGCAGUACAAUUGUAUGGAUUUCGAUUCCGCUUUAAAGACGGUCACGUGUUUAGAUGGACAUCAGUGGUCAUACAGUGCAUGUCACAGAUUUGAUCAAUCGGUGCUAGGAAUCAUUCUCACUAGACUGUUUUCAAGAGAUAUAGAUAGCAUUUUGUUUAACCUGAAUGAUUUUGCUUUUAACAAAAGAGCUACAGGGCCGUAUGGCAUAAUUUCUUAAAGUUAUGGUAAUAAAAUUUCAUUUGAAAACCA
Molecule: messenger RNA, 1851 nt
Organism: Ostrea edulis (European flat oyster)
Lineage: Eukaryota; Metazoa; Mollusca; Bivalvia; Ostreida; Ostreidae
Exons: 2
Coding region: 773-1819 (348 amino acids)
Source: RefSeq, a predicted model, not a curated record